CAUAGUAUUUCUUUCCCUACAUUGAACUAAUCCCAUUUUAUGUUUUGUUUUGGCUUUCCUGUUACUCAAGAUAGUUAGGGUUUAGGUGUCAUAGAUUAUGGAAGGGAAGAGAAACGUCCGCAUCUGCUGUUUAUGCAACCAAAGAAGAGCUUCUCUCAAGAGACCCAAAACCCUUCAACAGAUUUGCACUCAAUGUUUCUACCUCGCCUUCGAAAACGAGAUUCACCAAAUCAUCAUUUCCAACCGUCUCUUCACCCGCGGGGACCGCGUCGCCAUCGGCGCUUCCGGCGGUAAAGACUCCACCGUCCUCGCCUACGUUUUAUCCAAACUCAACCGCGACCACGACUACGGCCUCCACCUCUCCCUCCUCUCCGUCGACGAAGGCAUCACCGGCUACCGCGACGAUUCCCUCGAAACCGUUCAUAGAAACCAGAUUCAGUAUGGAUUGCCUCUCAAAAUUGUCUCCUACAAGGAUUUAUACGGCUGGACGAUGGACGAGAUUGUCAAACAGAUCGGUUUGAAGAACAAUUGCACCUUCUGCGGCGUUUUCCGUCGUCAGGCGCUUGAUCGGGGAGCGGCUUUCCUGAAGGUGGAUAAACUGGUGACUGGACACAACGCCGACGACAUUGCGGAGACGAUUUUGUUGAAUAUAUUGAGAGGUGAUAUAGCUAGAUUGAGUAGAUGCAGUUCAAUUGUAACAGGUGAAGAUGGACCAAUCCCUAGAUGUAAACCUUUUAAGUAUACUUAUGAAAAAGAGAUUGUUAUGUAUGCAUAUUUCAAGAAGCUUGAUUACUUUUCCACUGAAUGUAUUUAUUCUCCAAAUGCUUAUCGUGGUUUUGCUCGCGAGUUCAUCAAGGAUUUGGAGAGAAUCAGACCCAGAGCCAUUCUCGACAUCAUCAAAUCUGGAGAGAAUUUCAGGAUUUCUACCACUACUAAAAUGCCAGAGCAGGGAACGUGUGAACGCUGUGGUUAUAUUUCAAGUCAGAAAUGGUGUAAAGCUUGUGUUCUGCUUGAUGGAUUGAAUCGAGGUUUGCCUAAACUGGGAAUUGGACGGAGUCGGGUUGGCAAUGGUUGCAAGGAAGAAAAUGAAAAUGAAAGUCGUGGAAGAAAGAGCAUUGAGAGCAAACAAUGUGGAUCUUUGGACUUCUGAUUUUCUAUGUAGGCAUCAUCAUAAAUCAGCGGCUUCUAAUUGAUGGUCAAAGGUACUUGCAGUUAAUAUCUACCAGAUAAUUUCGUGACAGUUAGCGAAAUGUCGAUAUACCUGAUGUCAAAAAGUAUAAGACCAAUAGUUUUUGCAGAACGACUUUGCAUAGUAACACAUUGAUUAAAACAAUAAUAAGUCUAGAAUAGUUGCAUUAUUUGCAGAUUUUGUUACUUUUCCUUUGUAUUAAACAUCUCUAGCUUGAUUUUUGUGAGCAAUAUUUUGUAGUACAGUUAUUUGUAUUUUUGUACUCAGAAUUUGUCCAUACAGCUCAACACUGUACUGUAGAAUGCAACCUCAAGCACUGGCUUGAAUAUCCUUGAGGCAUGCAACUUGAGUUUUGAUAUUGCAUUAUUGCUUAUGUUCUUCUCUAACAAUGGUUUUCUUGAAGAGUGUAAAAAUAA
This is a messenger RNA of Vicia villosa (hairy vetch), 1605 nucleotides long. RefSeq names its product cytoplasmic tRNA 2-thiolation protein 1-like. The coding region runs from base 98 to 1150 and encodes 350 amino acids. The transcript has 3 exons. The record is from RefSeq and is a predicted model, not a curated record. Gene Ontology annotation, cellular component: cytosolic tRNA wobble base thiouridylase complex; mitochondrion. Gene Ontology annotation, molecular function: tRNA binding. Gene Ontology annotation, biological process: tRNA wobble position uridine thiolation. NCBI's taxonomy places the organism in Eukaryota, Viridiplantae, Streptophyta, Magnoliopsida, Fabales, Fabaceae.